This is a messenger RNA of Bactrocera dorsalis (oriental fruit fly), 756 nucleotides long. RefSeq names its product 39S ribosomal protein L40, mitochondrial (gene mRpL40). Gene Ontology annotation, cellular component: mitochondrial ribosome; mitochondrial large ribosomal subunit. The coding region runs from base 134 to 718 and encodes 194 amino acids. The record is from RefSeq and is a predicted model, not a curated record. Lineage: Eukaryota; Metazoa; Arthropoda; Insecta; Diptera; Tephritidae. The transcript is spliced from 3 exons.
AUGUUGGAAGUAAAGCGAAAUAAAAGGUAUGUGUGAAUCAGCCAUUAAAGUUACGCAAUUGUCAAAAAUGACAAUAACGCGAACAGCUGAAAGUAUAAAAUAAUUAUCUAAAUUGUGUGGUGAUUUGUAAAAAAUGGCUUUAAGAGCGGCUUUUAGCAAGCUUACAUUGCAGUCAUCAGUUCGACAAAUUAGCUCUACUUCCAUCAGUCGUUUGCAAGUAACUCCAAUUUUAUGUGCUGAACCAUUGAAGAAAAAGAAGAAACUCGACCCACAAAUUAUUAAACAACGCGAGGAUCGUCGUAAAAAGAAAUUGGAAAAACAAAUUCGACGACUUGAAAAAAAUGCCAGACAAUUGAAACCAAUAGAAGAACUUGAAAUUCCUCUUACGCUCCUGGACGAAAAGGAUAAACGCACCCGGAAAUUGUUACCUUUAAGUGAUAAAGAUCUUGAAACGAGAGCAUUACUGACCAAGAAGUGGGCGAAAUACAAACAUCAACAGAAAGUCUCUGACUUCCAAACAAUCGACCGGCUGUUACAAUCACAAAACAAAGCUUUGGACGAGCUGCGAAAGGAGUCUGAAGAACUAUAUCAAGAAGCUAUUCAACAAGAUAUGGCACUUUUACCCGUAACAAUUAAAGGACCUGUAGCAACACCUCCAAUUAAAAACUAUGUUAGUCCAGAUGGCGAUUAUAUUCAUGAAAACAAAAAAUGGGAUUAACUUGUCAAAAUAUUAAAAUCCUUAUUUUGAUAUUGAAA